AUGGGGGGGGGGUCCCACUCGACCUUAGUGGUUUGGGGCCACUGGGCGAGACUCGGGGACAAUAGGGUUUGGGAAAAGCCCAGGUCCCUAGUCCGGGGUGGGUGCAUCCGCCCUGCCUUCUUAUGCGGGCGGAGGCCGAGUGGUAAACGGCUGUCCCAAACUCCCGGUGCGUGUCCCCGCGCGCCGUGUGUUCGUUUUGCAGAGCCAGCCUUUGGGGAGGUGAACCAGCUGGGAGGAGUAUUCGUGAACGGGAGGCCGCUGCCCAACGCCAUCCGGCUUCGUAUCGUGGAACUGGCCCAACUGGGCAUCAGACCGUGUGACAUCAGCCGCCAGCUACGGGUCUCGCACGGCUGCGUCAGCAAGAUUCUGGCGCGCUACAACGAGACAGGCUCGAUCUUGCCAGGAGCCAUUGGGGGCAGCAAACCCCGAGUUACCACCCCCACCGUGGUGAAACACAUCCGGACCUACAAGCAAAGGGACCCUGGCAUCUUUGCCUGGGAAAUCCGGGACCGCCUGCUGGCUGACGGCGUGUGCGACAAGUACAACGUGCCCUCGGUGAGCUCCAUCAGCCGCAUCCUGCGCAACAAGAUCGGCAACUUGGCUCAACAGGGUCAUUACGACUCCUACAAGCAGCACCAGCCGGCGCCGCAGCCGGCUCUGCCCUAUAACCACAUCUACUCGUACCCCAGCCCCAUCACGGCGGCCGCAGCUAAGGUGCCCACGCCGCCCGGGGUGCCAGCCAUCCCCGGCUCGGUGGCCAUGCCCCGUACCUGGCCCUCCUCCCAUUCCGUCACCGAUAUCCUGGGCAUUCGCUCCAUCACCGACCAAGGAGUGAGCGACAGCUCCCCCUACCACAGCCCCAAGGUGGAGGAGUGGAGCAGCCUGGGCCGUAACAACUUCGCCGCCGCCGCCCCCCACGCGGUGAACGGGCUGGAGAAGGGAGCUCUGGAGCAGGAAGCCAAGUACGGUCAGGCACCAAAUGGUCUACCAGCUGUAAGCAGUUUUGUGUCAGCGUCCAGCAUGGCUCCUUAUCCGACCCCGGCCCAAGUGUCGCCUUACAUGACCUACAGCGCCGCUCCUUCCGGUUAUGUGGCUGGACAUGGGUGGCAACAUGCCAGCGGCACCCCACUUUCCCCCCACAACUGUGACAUUCCCGCAUCGCUGGCGUUCAAGGGAAUGCAGGCAGCCAGAGAAGGUAGUCACUCUGUCACGGCUUCUGCACUCUGAUGGGAAAUUCUGUCCGCGGCAGCUUCACCCGGGUCUCCCCUCAGCACACCCUCCCCCUCUCCCCU
Lynx canadensis (Canada lynx) is the source of this 1292-nucleotide messenger RNA. RefSeq names its product paired box 9 (gene PAX9). Lineage: Eukaryota; Metazoa; Chordata; Mammalia; Carnivora; Felidae. The coding region runs from base 1 to 1227 and encodes 408 amino acids. The transcript is spliced from 3 exons. Gene Ontology annotation, biological process: anatomical structure development; regulation of transcription by RNA polymerase II. Gene Ontology annotation, molecular function: RNA polymerase II cis-regulatory region sequence-specific DNA binding; DNA-binding transcription factor activity, RNA polymerase II-specific. The record is from RefSeq and is a predicted model, not a curated record.